AUGAAUGUGGUGGAGUGGAUAACGAGUAAGAUAAAGGGUAUAAGGCACGAAAAUAAAAUAUAUUUGAUUUCUAAUUUUGAAAUAAACAAAGAUCAUGAAUUGUAUGUAAAAAAUGCCCAUAAAAGAUUAGAGGAGGAAGAUUUAAAUAUUGAUAUAAUAUAUGGUAAGAAACACCGAAAUGAGAUUAGGACAGCUAAAUAUAAGAUAUACAGUUUUAUACCUCUAAUAGUAUUUUUUCAAUUUCUGAGGUUAGGGAAUUUAUAUUUUUUAUCCAUAUCUAUGUUACAGUUAAUACCAGAAAUAACAGAUUCGAAAGGAAUGCCCACUUAUUUGAUCCCCUUAGUUUUUAUUAUAGUUGUAGCUAUGAUAAAAGAGUUUUUUGAAGAUUGGCAAAGACAUAAAUCUGAUAAUGAAGAGAAUAGUAAAAGUACAAUGGUUUUUGAAAAUGGGAUAUUGAAGGAAAAGAAAUGGGCAAAUAUUAAAGAUGGAGAUGUUGUUAAAAUCUUUGCCUAUGAAUAUUUCCCAGCAGAUUUAAUAGUACUAAAUUGUUCAAAUAAAAAAGGUAUAGUAAAUAUUGAAACUAAAAAUGUCGAUGGUGAAUCUAAUGUAAAACAGAAAUAUUGUUUACCUGAUAUAUCCAAAUAUUUUAAACAUGAUAAAAGUGCGGGCUAUUGUAGAAUUGAGUUAAUAAGUGAAAGACCCAAUGAUGACAUCUUUGACUAUAAGGGGUACAUGCUACUUCCUCCUCUGCAGUAUAAGGCAGACGAUGGGGUAGUUGUGCAUUUUUAUGAUAGCAACAGUCGGCUUAGAGCAUUAGGAAAGGAGGUGACUCAGCAGCAUGAGAAGCAGCAACAGCAACUACUCAACGGGGCGAAAGGUAAAAAAUACAUGUGCAAGUCAGGAAAAGAGGCUUCAAAAGACGUCGAUGAUACGGAUAACGGUAAUAAGACAUAUAUGAACAACAGAUUUCGAAGCGAAAUAAAUGAACAGCAUUUUGUGCUUUCGAAUGUAUCUAAUGUACCGAAUGUGGAAGUGGAAAGGAAGGGAAGAAACGAGGAUUGCACCACGGAAUAUGAUGAAAAAAUAUCUAUUUUUGAUUACACAAAUGAGCAAAAGGAGCAAAGGAGGGAAAAAGAAAAGCAUGUUGUUCAUAUAACUAUAGAUAACUUAGUACUAAGGGGAACAUCUCUAGUAAACACGAAAUGGAUAUAUGGGUUAGUAAUUAAUACUGGAAAUAGAACAAAAUUAAUGAAAAAUGCAUCUACAAAAUCAAGACAGAAAUGGUCAAGAUUAGAAUUUGUUUAUGGAAAUCAUGUUAUUGUGUUAAUUAUUUGUCAAAUUUUUAUUUCUUUUAUUGUAGCUAUAGCAGGUGUAUUGUGGAUGAGAAAAAAAGGCUAUAAUUUAUGGUAUUUACAUCUAGAUCAACAUUCAGAUAGCUUGAAAACUUUCUUUAUUACUAUUGGUUCUAUGGUUCUAUUAUUUGGUUCUUUUAUUCCUGUCGAUCUGUUAUUAAUAUGGGAAGUUGUCAGACUACUACAGGGAUAUCUAAUUAACUGGGAUAAUGAUAUGUAUAGUGAAAAGGCUGGUAGGCAUGCUUUAAGUAAAGCUGGACAACUACUAGAAGAGAUGGGAAACGUUACUCAUAUCUACUCGGAUAAAACUGGUACACUUACUCAAAAUGUAAUGCAGUUGCAAAAUAUAGGACUAGGGAAUAAGGGCAUUUAUGGUUUUUACGAUUUUAGGGAUAUUAAAGAUAAUAUAAUGAAGAAAAGGAGGAGGAUGCAAAGUUCUGACAAGUUCGGUUCGUUCAUUGUUGCUCCCGAGGGGAAAGAGGAAGAAAAGGCAGCUGUCGAUGCGGAAGAGGAUUCACAGGGGGACGCAGAUGACGAUGAAAAAGAUGAUCAGAUGGGUAGCGAAAAUGAUCAGAUGGGUAGCGAAAAUGAUCAGAUGGGUAGCGAAAAUGAUCAGAUGGGUAGCGAAAAUGAUCAGAUGGGUAGCGAAAAUGAUCAGAUGGGUAGCGAAAAUGACCAGGUGGGAAGAAAAAAUGACAAGGACAAAAGCGAAUAUUUCCAGGGGUUCCAGAGUAACAUCCCGACGAAGCGAAAUGUGAACCUAAGAAUAAGCUCAAUGAAUGAACAUUACAAAAAAUCGAAAGUGCAUCCCCUGAACUGGUCGAGGACGUCUCUCAAUAGUCAUAAAAAAAAAAAGAAGCAUAUGCACUUGAACAGUUUGACGGAUGAACAUAUGACGAAUAUAUACAGUGAAAGCGAUUUCGAACGAGGAGAAAAUCAAUUUGUUUUUUUUAAUCGAAUAUUAUUUGUGAACAAAAUUUAUAGUAUUCGGAAUGAUGCAGAAGAUCAAGUGCAUUUCUUAUUAUUAGUAUUAAGUUUAUGUCAUAGUGGUAUGAUUAGAAAUGUGGAUAUAGAUGAAAUGGAUAUUAAUGAAGAUGAAAACAAUAGUAUGGAUAAAAUAAAAAUAUAUGAUAAAGAAACACAAAUUAAUUAUACUUAUAUAACUCAAACUCAACCACAAUAUGAUACAAGUUCUCCAGACGAAUUAGCAUUGAUUAGUACUUCCUUAUAUCUAGGAUGUGAAUUCGUUAAUAGACCAAAUUUAACAACAAUCGAAGUUGAGUUAACAUCUACAUUUGCACAAAGAUUUAUUUUAGGAGAAAAGGUAUUCAACGAUUUUUUGUUGAAAAAGCGUUUUUAUGAAGAUAACUUUGAUACCUACUUUCCGGAGGUAUCCAUGAGUAAAGACAAAAAAAAAAGACAAUCGAAAUUAAAUGAGUCUACUUUGGGAAGUUCCAUUAACUAUAAUGUGAAAGAUGAGGCCAGCAAUUUCUACAUGUCCAUACCCAUUAAAAAUAUAUUUACUUCCAACAAGGUGAGCUUUAGUGAACAGACUAGGAUGGAAGCUGUGGAGAAAGAAAGGGACGAAAAAAUGGGAGAGGAAAAAGGAGAAAGAAUAGAGGAACAAAGGGACGAACGAGUGAGAGAGGAAGAAAAAAAAAAAAUUAACAAGAAAGUAGUGCCCAUCCUUUCCUUUGAAAUCCUUGAUGUAUUUUCCUUCGACAAUGUUAGGAAACGAAUGUCCCUAAUUGUUAAAAAUGAAAAGGAUGAAAUAUACAUGCUAGUAAAGGGUGCUGACACAAGUGUACUAAAACUGGCUGCCAAAAAUCAAGAACAUAUUGUGGGACAUAUAGAGUAUCAGUUAAAUGCCUUUGCAACAUCUGGCCUUCGGACCUUAGUGUUAGGAUAUAAACAUUUAACAGAAGAUGAGUUUAGUAGUAUGUAUACAAGUCAUAUGGAAGCAAGGAAGAAAUCAGAAAAUGGAAAAGGGGGAAUAACAGCAGGAGAAGAUGCAGGAGACGAGGACUAUUUGCAAACGUUUUAUGAUGAAGCGGAAAAAAAUCUAGUAAUAAUCGGUUGCACCGGAAUUGAUGAUAAAUUACAGGAGGAUGUUCCUCAAGUGAUACAAGAUUUGAGAGAUGCAGGGAUGACAAUUUGUGUAUUGACAGGAGACAAACUUGAAACAGCAAUAAACAUUGGACAUUCAAUAAAUAUACUAAAUAAGGAAACGUAUAAUGCUGUAUUUACAGAAACAAGUCCAACGUUAUUACUUGAACAAAUUAAUAUUCAUGAGAAAAAUACAAACGCAGCUAAUUUAUUGAAUGUUAAUCAUGGGAAUAAAUGGUGGAAUAGUGUUAACUGGGAGCAUUUAAAUUUAGAUCUAAGAUCUGAAACUAUUCUUAAUUUUAUGAAAACAAAUAUUUUUGGUACAAUAAAUAAAAGUAGUAUAUCAUCAAAUAUUUUUAAUAUUAAAAAUGAUACUUCAUCUUCUCUUCCUGGAUUGGAUAAACAAGAAAAAAUAUAUAAUUCCUUUUUAGAAUCUAGUGAAUCAUUUGGUCAUAAUAAUAAUAAUAAUAAUGAUAAUAAUAAUAAUAAUGAUAUAGAUAAAAUGAAAGCAAAGGAUAAUAAAGUACAUUAUUCCCAAUUUUCUAUUACUAUUACUGGGGAAGCAUUAGAUGUAAUUAUGAAUAAUAAAAUAUUAAAAAUAAAAUUUUACACAUUGGCUAGAAGUGCAUCAACUCUUAUUGCAUGUAGAGUGACACCAAAACAGAAGUCAUUACUAGUUAAGGAAAAUUCAGCAUUUAAUCCUAGGGGAACAUCUCUAGCUAUAGGAGAUGGUGCAAAUGACGUAGGUAUGAUUUUGAUGGCAAAUGUUGGUGUUGGAAUAGCUGGUAAGGAGGGAUUACAAGCAGCUAGAUCCUCUGACUUUACCAUAAGUGAAUUUAAAUAUUUAAAAAAAUUAUUAUUUGUACAUGGAAGAGAAUCAUUAAGAAGGAAUUCUUUCUUAGUAUAUUUUUGCAUUUUUCGUAAUGUAAGUUUUUGUUUAUGUUCUAUGGUUUUGAUAUUCUGGACAGGAUAUAGUGCAAUCGAUGCAUGGAAUCCAUGGACUAAGCAAAUUAUUAACAUAGCGUUUACCUCUUUACCAGUUAUAUUUUUUGUAGCAUUAGAUAAACAACUACCUCAUCAUAUACUCUUGAAUAAUCCAUUACUAUAUGGCACAUCCCCAUCCACAUUAUGGCCUCUUUAUUCCAAUAAAAAAAUAGAAUAUUAUACAGAGAAAAUAAAAUAUUGUUAUCAUGGUCUCUUUAAAAUUUUUUUAUUUCCAUUUAAAUGUAUCCCUUUUUUUCAUAAGUCAACUGACCAGAUGAAAUCAUGGAUAGGCAAAAGAUCAAAACCGGAUAAAUAUCGAUCAUACGGUACACAGUAUUUAUUUGUUUACUUACUCUUUGCUAUCUGGCUAGCAUCAGUAGAAACUGUAAUUAUUCUGCACUUUUCAACGGGUCAAGCAUAUUCUACCAUAGAGGAAAACCAUAGUGUCGAUAUUGAUUUUAAUACCUUUUCUCAAAUACUCUAUACACAUCAUGUUAUUGCAGUCAAUGUUGUAGUAGUACUUAUGACAAACACUUGGUUUGUUAUUUCUCAUGCUGUUUUAUGGUUUGAAAUUAUUAUUACUUUUUUUUUCUGGUUUAUUAUAAGUAAUACAAAAUUCUUUUUAGAUAUAGUAGGAGCCGAUGAAUUACAUGGGACGUUCGAACGAGCUCACUCUUCUGCUAAUUAUUAUAUCUCUAUUAUUAUAUCUCUUUAUGUAUCCCUCUUACCUCUAAUAGUACUUAUGACUUAUCAAUUUAUAAAAAAACCAACUAUGGAACAAAUUGUUCUUGAGCAGUUAAGUCUUGGGAAGUUUGAAGGUUUAAGAAAAUGUGAAAUGAAAAAAUUAGCAUAUAUAGAUAGCCUAAAUAGUUUCAAUGAUUUUACUCAUAAAGGUUUUGCUUUUGCAGUGGAAGCAAAGGAAGCUUUUUGGGGCUUAGUACAAAAGGCCAUUUAUAAAAUUAAGAUGCCCUUAGCAAAGGAUGACAUUGUAUCUUUCAAGUGCAAGAGGAAAACUUGA
Molecule: messenger RNA, 5460 nt
Organism: Plasmodium malariae
Lineage: Eukaryota; Apicomplexa; Aconoidasida; Haemosporida; Plasmodiidae
Gene: ATPase7
Product: P-type ATPase, putative
Exons: 1
Coding region: 1-5460 (1819 amino acids)
Biological process (GO): phospholipid translocation
Cellular component (GO): plasma membrane
Molecular function (GO): ATPase-coupled intramembrane lipid carrier activity; ATP binding; ATP hydrolysis activity
Source: RefSeq, a predicted model, not a curated record